AUUAAGCACCACCUUCUUCAUCUUUCUAUUCCAAACAAAGUUCUCUUAAGAAGAAGAAGAAGAAGAAGAAGAAGAGAUGAAUGAGAAUAAGUUAAGAAAAGUGUUCGUCGGAGGACUUGGAUGGGAAACGGAAAAGGAAGCACUGAGGGAGCACUUCAGCCAGUUCGGCGACAUCGUCGAAGCCGUCAUCAUCUCCGACAAGUGCUCCGGCCGUUCCAAAGGCUAUGGCUUCAUCACUUUCACUAACUCCACCUCUGCCAUUAAAGCCUGCCAAAAUCCCACUCCUUUCAUCAAUGGCCGCCGAGCUAACUGCAAUCUUGCCUUUCUUCGCUCUCGCCGCCUCCCUUCCUCCUCUCCUCCUCCACCACCACCACCACCAUCACCGCCACUUCAAGGAGGAGGGAGGAAGGUGGUGGGGAGGGGGACUUCUUGGUAUUGUUAUGCUCCCGGGCCGUACAACCAUAUCACCGCCGGUGGGAUGACGGCGUUCUACGUCGCCUCCGCCGCCGCCGCCGCUGCGCCGGCGUACGGGUAUUCUCCUUCCUGCAUAUCAAACUAUGGCUACAAUCAGGGACAGUACUCUUGCCAAGGAACUGUGUUGGCUCCAAAUGCAAUUUUGCACAUGUAUCCUAUUUAUCAUUUUCAGCAUCACCAGCCACAGGUUGUAGGCAUUCCUGCUCAGUUCUUCUCACCGGCACCGCACGCAUCGGCAUUGAUCUGUGGCUUUACUACGACAUUCCCAGUCAUCAUCUCUGACCCUCUCGCGGUGUCUCCUACUAAUGUUGAAGCAGUAAAAGGAUGCAGUUGAUUAUGAACAAAUUGAAGGCUUAAUUAAAAUGAAGUAUUAAUGUUUUUAUUGUUUAUUUAUUUUUCAUUCAAUUAGCCAAUUUGGCUUCAAUUUGUACCUUCUGACAUGCAUCACAUAGAUGCAAAUAUGUAACUGAAACAUUGUCAGUUUACUGUU
Dioscorea cayenensis subsp. rotundata (Guinea yam) is the source of this 964-nucleotide messenger RNA. Its product is annotated as probable RNA-binding protein ARP1. Gene Ontology annotation, molecular function: RNA binding. The transcript has 5 exons. NCBI's taxonomy places the organism in Eukaryota, Viridiplantae, Streptophyta, Magnoliopsida, Dioscoreales, Dioscoreaceae. Bases 77 to 808 code for a protein of 243 amino acids. The record is from RefSeq and is a predicted model, not a curated record.